Molecule: messenger RNA, 1117 nt
Organism: Ectocarpus siliculosus
Lineage: Eukaryota; Phaeophyceae; Ectocarpales; Ectocarpaceae
Source: the annotation of a GenBank genome assembly
ACCACCAGAAGAUCGAGACAUGGAUCCGGCCAUCAUUACCAGCAACUCAGCCACGAACGUUAGUUCGCUCACGACGCUGCGACUGCGAGAAUACUCGGCCCCGACAGCUACGGGGAGGUGCCUGCUAGCACAGUUCACAGACAGAGAAGUCAUCGUGUACCAGGCGUACAAGCCUGAGCUCGGCAAUUUCGCCGUCGAGAACCAAUACUUCGGCGGUGAUGGCUUCAACUUCAAGAGAACGUCAUGGGUCAAGCCGAACUUCACGUGGAUGAUGCACCGUUGCGGCUGGGCAAGCAAGCAAAAUCAGGAGGUCGUCCUGGCGCUGGCCCUCAGGAGAGAUUUCUGGGACGACGUUCUGUCCCAGGCCGUUAUGUCCAACUACGAGUCGUACCGUAGUACCAUGUCCGCUGAAGUACCGCGCGGGGACGCGCAGAGACGAUGGAAAGCAUCGCUCCAGGCAUCGGACGUGGUCAUGCAGUGGGAUCCAGACCACAUGCCGUUCACGGGACAUAAGACGAAUCACAGAGCUAUUCAGCUGGGCCUGCGGGGUGACGCGCUGGCCGCGUUCCGUGGGCCGGCGUUCGGGGAGACGGGCAUCCAAGACGUGAGCGCCUUCGCCAAGGCGACGGAGGAAAUACACCGCCCGCGCGCUGCCGACGGGGGAGGGGGGGGAGGUCAUCCCGACGCCCCGGCGGCCACGCCACCCCCCCCUGCUCUGCUGCUGCCCAUCGAAGAGACCUAUCCUGUGGUGGACGCCUCGGUGGCGCAGCGGCUGGGAAUCGAUUAUUAGCAGGCCCGAACAGGUUUCAGGACGGGGGGGUGGUGUGGGUUAUGACCUGAUGCUCCCACCUGCGAUUCUCCACCACGAUGAGACACGAAAGUCUUUGUGGAUAUCGUAUAGCCUUAUCGCUUCAUAGUUUCUUCCCCGCGGACCCUGCCAUGUUUGGUUGAAUGUUGGUGAAGGACGACUAAUUACUGCAGCGCCGCCGAUUCCUUGAGUUGCAAGGCUCUUGUAAAUCAUGUUGUGGAUUCGUUCUUGUUUUUUUGCUUUCGUCCUAUUUACUGUAGGCGCCGGCUUUGUACGAGUUCCCAGGUUGUUGAAGUAUUUAUUGCAUCC